This is a messenger RNA of Fusarium oxysporum Fo47, 1137 nucleotides long. RefSeq lists its product as uncharacterized. The record is from RefSeq and is a predicted model, not a curated record. Lineage: Eukaryota; Fungi; Ascomycota; Sordariomycetes; Hypocreales; Nectriaceae. The transcript has 2 exons. Bases 1 to 1137 code for a protein of 378 amino acids.
AUGCCAAGAGCUCACGACCAUUUCCACGGUCGUCAUUACCACGCUGAGCGCGCAACUGGCCCUGUCAAGUCGCUCAAUCCAACGAAGCGAUAUCUAAUCGCCGACAAGAAGCCACUCCAUGCUGAGUCUGACGCUGGAAAGGAGUCGCGACCGAGCGCUGAGAGUCUUGGGGUUGCUUAUGUCUGGAGGAGUCGCGAUAACAGAAAAGGACGACAUGCGCUGGUCAUCAGCGUCGAUCCAAGAAAGCAUGAUGCAACAAAAGCUCCAAGGCCGUCGAAUUCGUAUCACCAGACUCUCCGCGGUAUCUUGAAGAUGUUUGUCAGAUACCCAGUCUGGGAUGUAUCGUACGAUGUCGCCAUCGUCUUCACAAUAGGUUCGAUUAUCUGGGUAAUUAAUGGCUUUUUCUCAUGGCUCCCCGUUCUCAACCCCUCAACGAAAUUCUCUGACUGGGCCGGCGGAUUGACAGCUUUCAUCGGCGCUACGGUCUUCGAAUUUGGCUCAAUCCUACUCAUGCUUGAAGCCGUCAACGAGAAUCGGGCGGAUUGUUUUGGUUGGGCUGUCGAGGAAAGUGUAGAUGGGAUGCUUCAUCUCACUCAUGCGGAUAACUGCAAGCAUGCACACGCGCAAAAGGGGACUUUUGUAAAGCAAAGCUCUAAAACACUGGAUAAUAACACAACGGAAUCAACGGGGAAUGAUCGGAUGUGGUCCUGGUGGCCGACGUGGUAUGAACUCAGAUCACAUUAUUUCUUCGACAUUGGCUUCUUGGCCUGUUCUUCACAAACAUUCGGCGCCACGGUAUUCUGGAUCUCUGGCUUUACAGCCUUGCCGCCUAUACUCAACAACCUCUCUACACCAGCUGAGAACGGCGUCUAUUGGCUCCCUCAAGUGAUUGGCGGCACGGGCUUCAUCGUCUCAAGUACCCUGUUCAUGGUCGAAGUUCAGCCUCGAUGGUACAUUCCAGCGCCGGGGGUACUGGGAUGGCAUAUCGGACUAUGGAACUUGAUUGGCGCUAUUGGCUUUACUCUCUGUGGUGCGCUGGGCUUUGGCAUCACGCAUCCGGGUGUUGAGUAUGCGCUUACACUUUCGACAUUUAUAGGUUCAUGGGCAUUUUUGGUCAGUAAGACAGUGCUUGGAUGA